AUGGCGCCGCGGGCGGGGUUUAGGCCAAAAGAGGCGCAGGGGCAGCGCCUGUUGGUGUCGUCCUCACCGUCACCGCGGGCGCCUCUUCCUGGAUUCAUUCAUUCGUUUUUCUCUUCACGAAGGUAGUAAGGCCUAGUUGAAAGCCAUGGAGAGCGCAUUUCCGGCCGCCGGCUUCUUGUACUGGGUAGGCGCAGGCACCGUGGCCUACGUGGCCCUGCGCAUCUCGUACUUGCUCUUCACGGCCCUUCGGGUCUGGGGUUUGAGUCACGAGGCAGGGGUCGGACCCAGGCUCGGAGAAUGGGCAGUUGUCACAGGUGGUACUGAUGGAAUUGGAAAAUCAUAUGCAGAAGAGUUAGCGAAACAUGGAAUGAAGGUUGUCCUUAUCAGCAGAUCACAGGAUAAACUGAAUCAAGUUUCCAGUGAAAUAAGAGAAAAAUUCAAAGUGGAAACAAGGACCAUUGCUGUUGACUUUGCAUCAGAAGAUAUUUAUGAUAAAAUUAAAACAAGCUUGGCAGGUCUUAAAAUUGGUGUUUUAGUGAACAAUGUGGGAAUCUCAUAUGAGUAUCCUGAAUACUUUUUGGACGUUCCUGACUUGGACAACACCAUCAAGAAACUGAUAAAUAUUAAUGUUCUUUCUGUUUGUAAGAGUGUCCGGCCGUACUACGUAGCUACAAAGCUGUCGAAAAUCCGAAAGCCAACCCUGGAUAAGCCGUCUGCGGAGACGUAUGUGAAGUCUGCAAUGAGAACGGUGGGCUUGCAGUCCCGAACCACCGGAUACCCGGUCCAUUUUCUUAUGGAAUCAAUACUUUCAGUUAUGCCUACCUGGCUGUAUUUCAAAAUGACCAUGAAUUUUGGCAAGUCCACGCGGGCUCGCUAUAUGAAGAAAGCCAAGAAGAACUAAGCAUUGGUAACUGUACUGAGUAGCUUGGCUAGGCGUGCCAGCUUACGCGUGUUUACGGCAAGGCACCCACCCCUCUCCAAAGUCUGCGGUUGUCAUUUUAUCAGUUACUAAUAAGGCUAAAUGUUAUCAUAAUUGGGACGAAAGCAAAGUUGCCUUCAGGAGUUCUGGCCAUAUAUUUUGAAUACUGCCAGGAGUUAUUUUGAAGUUUAAUAUAAAUGUUCCUAUCAAAUGGACAUAGAACUAAUGCUAGCAAGAACAGUGUAAUGGGAAGGAACAUGAUUUUGGCAAAUCACAGAAUGAUUGAGUCAGACAUAAUGCUUCAGUGGUUUCAUUUGGCCCAAAAUGCCAAUGAUGAUUGUUCUUGUAUUUUCUCUGAAUUAUACUUUAAAAAGUAAUGGCCAGCUACUCUUUUUGUUUGUUAUUAACACUUCGAGGGAGUGGAGAUUAAUUGAUUCACUUAUGGGAGGACACACUGUAACAUGCAUCGCUAUGAGGUUUUCUGAAAGUAUGUCCCAGUUUGUACAUUUAUGUGGAACUUUUUGUUCUCAAAGGUAGCUAAUGACAUAAAAAUAAUACACGACAUAUGGAGUUCCUUUUGACACAUGAAGCCCACUAACAUAUGCUUUCCUCUAACACAUAUUUCUUCUCAGUUUAAAUGCAUGUAAAUACUGAAAGCUAUAUGGUAUGAUUUGUAAAGGUAAAUGGACCAAAAAAUACAUUGAGAUGAGCAGCCACCUACAGUGCCACUAAAUCCCUGACCCAGGAGAGUGGCCUGCUUGGACCCCAGCCUCCUUUGUUUCUGCACUGCAUCAAUCCUGUUCACAUAUGUGACCGCAGGCUUUUCCCAAAACAGUAAUGAUAAUGGAGAAGUGAUAAAUCGAUACCCUGUAGAUAGCAAUCUGACUAGUUUUAAUAAAAGUUGAUUUAACCACAGUGAUGAUUGAAAAUGUAUUUCUUCGGUGCUUGAAGUUAAGGCUGUUUUUACACUGGCUUACUGUAAGUGAAGACUUACUUUUAUCCUGCUCCAUAACUUGUUUGAGGGAAAUCACCAAGAAGUAAUUCAGUAUUGUGAAACAUGUAACAUGGAAGGUAGGUAGGUCUUUACCAAGGCUGUGGUUCCUAAGCUCUGAGUUUUAAACACCAGGAGAUUUGUGUAAAAAAAAAAAAAAAAAA
Leptonychotes weddellii (Weddell seal) is the source of this 2074-nucleotide messenger RNA. The record is from RefSeq and is a predicted model, not a curated record. Lineage: Eukaryota; Metazoa; Chordata; Mammalia; Carnivora; Phocidae.